CACCGUCCUCACGGACAGCGUGGAUGUGUGCUGUCACUCCGUGCUUGCUUGCGGUGAACACCAAUGUCCCUUAAACAUCCGGGUGGCUACUACAGAACUGCUGCGUUUUGCGUAGAAUUUCAUUUGUAUUAAUUGUAUAUGUAUGUCCACACUGUUCCUCAGGUAGCGUGUGAGAAGAGGGACGGAAGGUGUGUCGGUACGUUACACAGGCAUUAGCGUAGGCGACUAUAGCUGUGCGGCGCGGCCACGCCCCCUGCCGGGAUUGGCUCUCCGGGCGGAAGGCCCGCGCAGCCCCCGCGCUGCCCGCCCCACCAGUGAGGGCGCCCCGGAGUGAUGGACGUGCCGCCGGCCGCCAAUGGCAGCGAGCGCGGGCUGGGCUCGGCGGCGGCGGCCGUAUAAGAGGAGGCCGCGCAGCCCCGCGCCUUAGUGCGAGCUUCAGCAGCGCGCAGGGACGGACAGCAGCGACAACAUCGCUCCGGCUGCCCGCACGUCUGCCUGUCCGACCGACCCACUGCCUCUGUCAGCUGCCCGCCGGAGCCGCAAUCUCUGCCCGCCGGAACCGAACUGCUCUGCGCUCUCUCCACCCGCCUUUCAGCAUGAAAGCCUUCAGCCCGGUGCGGUCCGUCAGGAAAAACGGUCUCUCGGAGCACAACCUGGGCAUCUCGCGGAGCAAGACUCCCGUGGAUGACCCCAUGAGCCUGCUGUACAACAUGAAUGACUGCUACUCCAAGCUGAAGGAGCUCGUGCCCAGCAUCCCGCAGAACAAGAAAGUGAGCAAGAUGGAAAUCCUGCAGCACGUUAUCGACUACAUCCUGGACCUGCAGAUCGCCCUGGACUCGCACCCCAGCAUCGUUAGCCUGCACCACCAGAGACCUGGCCAAAACCCUUCCUCCCGAACUCCUCUGACCACCCUAAACACAGACAUCAGCAUUCUCUCGCUACAGGCGUCCGAGUUCCCCUCAGAGCUCAUGUCGAGCGACAGCAAAGCACUUUGUGGCUGAAGCAAACGGUGUUCCACUGAUGAGAUUUUUUUUUUUUUUUUUUUUUGCACAAGAAAAUGUCUACAGGAUCUUUUUUUUUCUUGAGGUGCUGAAUUUAUUUUUCAGCUGUAUCUGGAGGGGAAAAUCCACAUUCAACUAAAAGGACCUUUUAAAGUUAAUGAAGAAGGAAAAAAAAAAAAUCAAGAUUGAUCUUUAUCCCCACCCCAUUCUUCAACUUGGACUGAACCUAGUUAUUUAUGAAGAGACUCUUAAAUACCCUUUCCCUAGUUGGAAGGCUUCCUUUAUAUACUAUUCCCAACGUGGGGAGCGAAACAAAAAUCUCACAAGGAGUUGCCCAUUUUAAAGCAGACUUUGCCUUUUUUUCCAAAGGUGGAGCGUGAGUACCAGAAGGAUCCAGUGUUCAGUUUUUUUAGGGAAGUCUGUGGUCAGAAAUUACCUUUUUGACACAAACCUAGGACUGAAUGCUGUGUAUAUAUUUAUAUAUAAAUAUAUAUAUAUGAGUGAAACCUUGUGAACUCUUUAAUUAGAGUUUUCUUGUAUAGUGGCAGAAAUACACAUUUCUGCAAAAAGUGUAAUGAUGUACUUAAUCAUGCUAAACUUUUUAUAAAAGUUUAGUUGUAAACUUAACCCUUUUUAUACAAAAUAAAUCAAGUGUGUUUAUUGAACUGAUUGCUUGCUUUAUUCUUUGGGGACCAACUGCUUGCUUGCUUUGAUUUGUGUUGUGGUUUUGAUUAAUUUUUUUUUUUUCAAAUACUUAUACAUUCUGUUAUGACUUUACUGAGUAAAAAUUCAAAUAUGUAGAGAAUAUAAAGAAUAAAAUUACCUGAAGUGAA
This is a messenger RNA of Strigops habroptila (Kakapo), 1834 nucleotides long. RefSeq names its product inhibitor of DNA binding 2 (gene ID2). The coding region runs from base 597 to 1001 and encodes 134 amino acids. The transcript has 4 exons. Gene Ontology annotation, cellular component: cytoplasm; nucleus. The record is from RefSeq and is a predicted model, not a curated record. Gene Ontology annotation, biological process: cell differentiation; circadian regulation of gene expression; negative regulation of transcription by RNA polymerase II. Gene Ontology annotation, molecular function: transcription regulator activity; protein dimerization activity. NCBI's taxonomy places the organism in Eukaryota, Metazoa, Chordata, Aves, Psittaciformes, Psittacidae.